Molecule: messenger RNA, 3138 nt
Organism: Priceomyces carsonii
Lineage: Eukaryota; Fungi; Ascomycota; Pichiomycetes; Serinales; Debaryomycetaceae
Gene: SLA2
Product: Sla2p
Exons: 1
Coding region: 1-3138 (1045 amino acids)
Biological process (GO): actin filament organization; clathrin coat assembly; endocytosis
Cellular component (GO): actin cortical patch; clathrin-coated vesicle
Molecular function (GO): phosphatidylinositol-3,5-bisphosphate binding; phosphatidylinositol-3,4-bisphosphate binding; actin filament binding
Source: RefSeq, a predicted model, not a curated record
AUGAGCCGUGCUGAGGUUGAUUUACAAAUAAGUGUUAAAAAGGCUUGUAAUGCGGAUGAAGUUCCCCCUAAAAGGAAGCAUGUAAGAGCAUGUAUUGUCUACACUUGGGACCAUAAGAAUUCUCGAGCAUUUUGGAAUGCUAUAAAGAUUCAGCCCUUGCAAAGUGAUGAAGUUCAAUUAUUUAAGGCUUUGAUUACGAUUCACAAGGUUCUUCAGGAGGGGCAUCCCAAUACUUUGAAGGAUGCUUAUCGAAAUAGAGAUUUUCUUGCUUCGUUAGGAAAUGUCUUUCCAACUCACGGAAAUUCAUAUGGCAGAUUAAUCCAUCAAUAUGAUAGAUAUAUUCUACAGAAGUUGGAUUUUCAUAGAAAUAAUCCUGCGUUUAAUGGUAUGUUUGAGUAUGAAGAAUACAUUUCUUUGAGAGCUGUGAACGAUCCAAAUGAAGGUUAUGAAGCUAUCUUGCAAUUGAUGGAUUUACAGGACCUGCUCAAUGAUCUUCAGAAAAUGAUUUUUGCUACAAUACACCAAACUUCAAACAACUUGUGUAAAGUGAGUGCCUUCGUUCCUUUAAUUGGAGAAUCUUAUGGAAUUUAUAAGUUUUGUAUAUCCAUGUUGAGAGCCAUGUAUCAGCAAUUGGGGCAGGAUGAUGCUUUGACAGUCUUGUUUGAAAGAUUUGAUAAUCAGCAUUUCAUGUUGAGAGAUUUUUACACGGAUUGUCAAUCAAUAAAGUUUUUAACCAGUUUGAUCACUAUACCAAGAUUAUCUAAUAGUCCUCCAAACUUGCAGGUAACCGAUGAUGGUAGUACGGUAGUCUCAAGGCCCACCUCGGUUAAUAAUGGCGAUAGUAGACAAUUAUCAUCUCAGCCGACUUCCUCUUUUGAGGUUGCGGAUACUCCUGUUGAACCGCCUGCUGUGGAUCACUUGUUAGUAGCUCAGCAGACCUUCAACCAACAGCAGCAAGACCAGCAGAGACUUCAACAUGAACUUGAAUUACAGCGUCAACAACAAGUGCAAGAGCAGCUCAACCAGCAGCGCUUAUUUGAGGAGCAACAGCGGCUCCAAGAGUCGAGAUUUUUACAAGAACAACAGCAAUUGCAACAACAGCAAACUCAACAACAACAAUCUAGGGUAACUGAAUUAGAGCAUGAUCUUAUCAUGUUCAAAAAUCAGUAUGAUAAUGAUCAACUGUUGUUACAACAGUAUGAUACAAGAGUCAAGAAUUUAGAGACUGAGUUGACUUCCUAUAACAAUAUUGCUACUCAACAAGUUGCAGCUAAAGAUGAGCAAAUCAAAAAUUUGGAUGAUCAAAUUAGUAGCUGGACCAAAAAAUAUGAAUCUUUAGCGAAAUUGUAUUCUCAGUUGCGCCAAGAGCACUUGAACUUACUUUCAAAAUUCAAGAAGAUUCAACAGAAGAUCAAUAGUGCUCAGGAAGCUAUAAUGAAAAAAGAAAAGUUUGAGAAAGAUUUAAAGGCCAAGAAUGUAGAAUUGGCUGACUUGAUACGCGAGAGAGAUAGAGCAAGAUUAGAUUUGGACCGCGUCAAGGCAUCGAAAGAUCAAGAUAUUGAAAAGUUACAAUCUGAGGUUAGGGAACUUAAUAGCCAGGUUAAUGAAUCUGGGAAGUUACAAUCCUUAAAUCUAUCUUCAAUAAUCUCAAAGCAUGAAAGGGAAAUGAAGGAAAUGAAAGAUCUGCUUGCUGAAAAAGAGAGGCAGUUGUCAGCAUUGGGACCAGAUUCGUUACAAGAUAAAUUAAAAGAAAAGGACUUAGACCUUGAAAUUGCUCAAGAAUCCUUGGAUAGUGCAUUGAAAGAAUUGUCAAUUGCAAAAAAUGAUCAGGAUGAGAUUGUUAAUGCUCAAGUGGAUCAAAUUCUUUUAGAUAAUAUUGAGAAGCUCAGAAGGUUGAUUGAUAUCUUUUUGGCCAAUAACACUAAACGUGUACAAGACACAAAACAUCAGCUCUUAUCGUCAAUGCAAGCAGGAAAUUUGAAUGCUUCACCAGAAUAUCUCUUGUCAGUUGUUGAACUCUGCUCUGACAUGGCAACAGAUUUUGCGACUACUUUCAAUAGUUUCAUUGUCGACGGACAAAGUACCUAUAAUGAUGAAGACGCUGGAUAUUCCAACAUUAUUGUAACGAGCUCGGAAUUGGCCACCGCUCUCAAUGAUUUGAUGCUAAAUGCAAAAGGAAUAGGAAGGAACAUUUCUAAAGAGAAGGAGGAGAAAGUCGUGCAAUAUGUCUCGGAUAUUUUGUCAAGUACGGAAACAUUCUUUACAAGCUUGAGUACCAAAAACUUAAGCAGAUAUAGUGACGACGAAGACAAAAUUGACAAGGUUAUUGAUUGUAAUUUGCAGCUCCAAAAUAACUUGCAAAGAUUGACAAAGCUAGUCGAAACUUUGAGAUCAACUCAUGGACUUAAUUUCCAGGGAAAUUUGGAGAACAUGGUUAGAGACGAAAUGGAAAAUACAGCUCAAGCCGUUGACAUGGCAUCCAAAUACUUGACUGACCUUAUGAAUCUGCCAAACAUUAAGGAGGGUAAACUCGAGGUACAUGGCGCUUUAUUGGCAGCAGCGAAAGCUGUUACUGAUGCAGUUGCACUUUUGAUCAAAUCCGCGACUGAAUCUCAAAAGGAGAUCGUCAACAAAGGAAGAGGAACCCAAAGCCGAACCGAAUUCUACAAGAAAAACAAUAGAUGGACUGAAGGAUUAAUCAGUGCUUCCAAAGCAGUUGCAGGGGCCACGAACAUAUUAAUACAGACAGCGGAUGGUGUUCUAAAUGAGAAAAACUCCCAUGAACAAUUGAUUGUUGCUUCAAAUGAGGUAGCAGCUUCAACUGCUCAAUUAGUUGCUGCAUCUCGGGUCAAGGCCAAUUUCGUCUCUAAAACUCAGGAUCAGCUCGAAAGCGCCUCCACUUCCGUAUCUCAAGCAUGUAAAGCUUUAGUGUCUAAAGUGCAGAGCUUAAUUACCACAGCAGAUACCUCAAAUGACAUUGAUUUAAGUAAGUUGACACCUUAUGAGGGCAAAACGAUUGAAAUGGAACAGCAGGUUGAAAUUUUGAAACUUGAAAACUUAUUAGGCUCUGCCCGCAAAAAGUUAGGUGAGAUCAGGAAAUACGGCUAUCGCGAUGAUGUUAGUGAUGAUGAGAAUUGA